Molecule: messenger RNA, 693 nt
Organism: Naegleria lovaniensis
Lineage: Eukaryota; Heterolobosea; Eutetramitea; Acrasida; Naegleriidae
Exons: 3
Coding region: 1-693 (230 amino acids)
Source: RefSeq, a predicted model, not a curated record
AUGAUGAGCCGCAAAUUUUUAGCUUCCUCAACCAAGUCCCUGCUCUUUCAUCAACUUGGCUCAUCUCCUAUUUCGUCAUCAUCAACGUUAAUACGAGCAAUGACUAUCACGAUGCUUCGUAGUGAGCGGAGAGAAUUCUCAUCAUCGAGUCAUCACUUGGAGGAAAAAAAGAGCAAAUCAAUAUGGGGAAAUAUUAUGGAAUUUGUGAAUACAAUCCGACAGGGAAGAAAGAUCAAAAAGGUGGAGGAAGAAAUGAAAAAGAACUAUUCUAAACUUGUAGCAAGUGCAUUAUUAGAGUCUAUUCGAGAACAAAAACGAAUGAAAUCGGAAGUUGACCAACAAUUUGCAGACCUUGCUAAAAAGAUGAAUGAAGAAUUUUCAGACAUUAAGAAAGAAAUGAAUAUCGAAAAAAUUAAAAGUGAAAUGUUUAAGAAACACGGUGGAGAUAUGACAAGGGCUAUGAGAACGGUUAUUGAAGAACAAUACGCAAAGAGUGGUGAAAAGCCAAGUGAAGAAGCCAUUACCAACAUGGAAAAGGAAUUGUAUAAUCUUAUGUCACGAAAUGAUGACAAUUUGAAUUCUUCCACACCCAAUACUCCCUCAACACCGCCACAAACAAGUGCAACAACGACAUCUUCCCCAUCAAAAUUCAAGCAAAUAUUAGAAAAAGAAAAGGCAGAAAAAAAGAAAUAA